Messenger RNA from Closterium sp. NIES-65, 2268 nucleotides. The record is from the annotation of a GenBank genome assembly. NCBI's taxonomy places the organism in Eukaryota, Viridiplantae, Streptophyta, Zygnematophyceae, Desmidiales, Closteriaceae.
AUGGCGGAAAAAGAAAGCGGCAUAUCCGUGGGAAAGGUGGCUGGAAUUGCAGCAUGGGCAGCGAUCACGCGGAAAUUGGCACUCCCGUCUCUGCUUCGUGCGACGGAGCUUUUCGUUUUCAAUGGCGAGGCUGUCGUUAAUUCCGACAUAAUCCUUUCUCUCCUCGCGCUCUCCACGUGUCCGCUCUCGAAGGUCCAGAGCGUAAUUCGCUUCAAGGAUCCCAAGGAGACGCUGAUCGGAGCGGUGGUCGCGGCGGUGUUGGGGCUUCACAACGUCGUCGUGCGCCGCGCCAAGCUGAACCGACUCAAGGAGCAAUCGAUGCUCCUGCCAGGGGAGGAGGCCGUCUGGCGCAGGAAGAACCUUCCUGGAAAUGAGCUUAUGGUAGUGUCCUACGAGGAGGCCUCCACGUGCUAUCACAACUUCUUCACCUUUGCUCGCCAGAGGUUCGCAGAUAACCCCUGCCUGGGCACUCGAACCGGUGAUGGAUUCUCCUGGGAGAGCUACGAGCUCACGGCACGCCGAGCCUCCGACUUUGGUGCGGGGCUGGUGUACCUGGGGCUGAAGCCCGGCGACAGGUUCGGCAUCUAUAGCGUGAACAACGCGGAGUGGGUGCUGGCGGAGCUGGGAGGGUACUGCUACGGACUUGUCAACGUGUCACUUUACGCCACACUGGGGCAGGAGGCGGUGAACCACGUGGUGAAUCACUCCGAGAUGGUGGCUGUGGUGUGCAGCGUGGAGACCCUCUCAUCUCUCUUCAAGGCGCUGCCAUCAGCCCCAGCAGUGAAGACGGUGAUAUACAUGCAGGGGGGCGGGCAGGCACCCAGCGACGCGGACAGGCAGACAGCAGAGGAUGCGGGCGUGAAGCUGAUUCCGUUCUCGCAGGUGGAGGAGUGGGGCGCGCAGAACCCCCAGGAGCACACCCCCCCCAAGCCUGAAGACCUGGCUGUGCUCAUGUACACGUCUGGCACCACUGGCGAUCCCAAGGGAGUGAUGCUAACGCACCGCAACAUCAUAGCCAACACCACCUCAUGCCCGGCAGUGCUGGGCACCUCAGGGGUCACCCUCGGCUCCGGCGACCGCUACCUCUCCUACCUGCCCUUGGCGCACAUCUUCGAGCGGGCGGCUCUUGCGUCCAUGUACAUGCAGGGCGUGGCAGUGGGCUUUUACAGUGGCAAGGUUGAGUCUCUCCUCGAGGACAUGGGCGCCUUAAAGCCUACCGUCCUGUUUGGUGUGCCCCGGGUCUUCAACAAGGUGCACGACAAGGUGCUGCAGCAGGUGGACGCUGGCUCCGCGCUGAAGCGAUUCCUCUUCAACUCGGCCAUUGGGGAGAGCGCCAAGGUGCUCAAGGCUGGUGGGGCCUUCAAGUCGCUUCCUCUCUGGGAUACGCUGAUUUUCAAAAAGGUGCAAGCCCGUGUUGGUGGCUGCUGCAGAGUCAUUCUCUCAGGAGGGGCGCCCAUUAGCGCAGCCACACAGCAGUUCCUUGCCAUCGCCUUCGGUUGCCCUGCACUUCAGGGUUACGGCCUGUCAGAGACAAGUGCAGCUGGCACCAUCACAGCACUCGAAGACCCCAACACGGGCCACGUGGGACCCCCCCAGCCAUCAGUGGACAUGAAGCUGGCACCGGUGCCGGAGAUGGAGUACCUACCGACUGACAAGCCCAAGCCUCGGGGAGAGAUUUGCUUCAGGGGAGCGUCGGUGAUGGUGGGGUAUUACAAGCAGGAGGAGAUGACCGCUGAAGUCAUUGACAGUGAUGGAUGGUUCCACACUGGAGACAUUGGGCAGGUGAACGAGGACGGCACACUCACCAUCAUCGAUCGCAAGAAGAACAUCUUCAAGCUCGCCCAGGGCGAGUAUGUGGCAGCAGAGAAGCUAGAGGUGCUGUAUGCUGGUGCUGCAGUGGUGGGCCAGAUCUUUGUGUAUGGCGACAGCUUCAAGUCCUCACUGGUGGCGGUGGUGGUGCCUGAGAAGGAUGUGCUCUCUGAUUGGGCCACGUCAUCAGGAGCCCUCUCUGCUGACGAGGCUUCCACGGCAUCCCUUGCUGACCUCUGCGCCCUCCCAGGAGCAAAGGAGUAUGUCCUGGAUGAGCUGGUGAAGCGCGCCAAGGCAACGAGCAUGAAGGGCUUUGAGGUGGUGCGGGGCGUGACCCUGGAGGCCGAGGCCUUCACCACGGACAACGACCUCAUGACGCCCUCCUUCAAGCUCAAGCGCCCCAAGCUCAAGGCCAAGUAUCAAGCGGCAAUUGACGAGCUCUACACCACACUCACGUAA